Molecule: messenger RNA, 3963 nt
Organism: Orbilia oligospora ATCC 24927
Lineage: Eukaryota; Fungi; Ascomycota; Orbiliomycetes; Orbiliales; Orbiliaceae
Exons: 5
Coding region: 1-3963 (1320 amino acids)
Biological process (GO): nucleoside metabolic process
Molecular function (GO): ADP binding; catalytic activity
Source: RefSeq, a predicted model, not a curated record
AUGUCCGGAAUCUAUAAUGGCGGAGCCUCAUCGGAACCCGAAAAACGACGCCUUGGCGUCCAGGCUUACACGGUAGGAUGGGUUUGUGCGCUUCCUAUCGAGUACGCAGCAGCAACCAUGAUGUUGGAUGAGGAGCAUGAGGACCCACCUCACGAUGAUAACGAUACAAACAUAUAUACUUUGGGUCGCAUAUUCGGUCGCAAUAUCGUUAUUGUAUGCCUUCCAGCAGGUCUAAUCGGUUCGGCGUCUGCUACCGCAGCGGCAAUAGAAAUGAAAGCCAAGUUUCCCCGAAUUCAGUUCGGCUUGCUGGUUGGUAUUGGAGGCGGCGCCCCAAGUGGAACAACGGAUAUACGACUUGGUGAUGUUGUCGUUAGCCAACCUCACCUACAGCAUGGCGGAGUUGUUCAAUACGAUUUUGGGAAACAGCAUCCGAAGGGUUUCCUGCGGACAGGGCACCUCAAUACGCCACCGAAAUAUUUGCUCAAUGCCGUCUCCAAGCUCAUAUCCAAUCAUAUUCGGGGCAAAAAUACCCUCCUAAAUCAUCUCGCGGCAGCUACCUCCCAGCCGGACUUCGCACGUAAAAACGCAGGGGAGGAUAUUUUGUUCGAACCUACUUUUAUACAUGUGGAAGGUGCGAUGUGCGAGAAUUGUAAAAUUCAAAAGGAAAAAAUAAUCCAGCGUGCCCCCCGAAUUGGCCAGGAAUACAUGAUUCACUACGGUACAAUAGCGUCUGGAAGCUCGCUUAUUAGAGAUGCUCAAACUAGGGAUAGGUUGAGCUCGGAACUCGACGGUGCAAUAUGUUUCGAGAUGGAGGCGACUGGGUUGAUGAACCAUUUUCCAUGCCUUGUUAUCAGAGGUGUAUGUGACUAUGCGGAUUCACAUAAAAAUAAGUUAUGGCAACCCUAUGCAGCCGCUAUUGCAGCCGCUUGCGCUAAAGAGCUUCUAUCAAUCAUUCCUCUAACUUCAGAGUCUCAAGCAAGAUGUGAUACUGUGCUCCACAGCGACUCGAUCUUUCUUCAACCAAGGCUUUUAGUUCGUGAGGAUAUACUAUCAUUUCUCACUGGGGCCAUUAACGGAGAUGGGAGUGCUAGGGUGGUCUUGCAUGGUCUCCCAGGCAUUGGAAAAUCGACAAUGGCGCGGUAUUUCGCCUACCAGAAACGAGACGAAAUGACCGUUCUUUGGAUAACGGCGAGCUCGAAGGAAACGAUGGCCAAGGGAUUUGAGCAAUAUGCAAGGCAGAUUCGUGGAGACGGACACGCUUUAUCCCAACCAGUGUCAAUCAUUCGUCAAUUUCUUUCAAAAAGUUUUGAUGGCCGUUGGCUACUGAUCCUCGACGGACUAGACGAUACAACUAUUGACGUCGAGCAAUAUAUUUUUAAUGGCCUACCAAACGCCAAAAUUCUAGUGACGACAAGACACACAAAAGUUGCUAGUCAUAUCGGGGCCACUUACGUCCUGCAAGUCAAUUCAUUGAAUCAGAAUAACGCACAGCAGCUCCUUUCCCAAUAUAUAAACCCCAUCUCGACAGAUACAAACCUAACAAAAGGUAGCGAGCCACCCCAAGAGGAAACAAAUGCCAGAGCCCAACUUGUAGCUGAGCUCGGCGGUCUUCCCCUUGCGAUAUCUAUAAUCGGAGCCGCGCUGAGGGACGGAACCGGCGUGUCGAGCAUGAACUGCCAGACAUAUCUUAAAUGGCCAGCUGAAGUUCAGGCUGGUUUCUUAGCACAGGACCCCGAAUUCUCCAGCUAUCCUUACUCAGUCUGGAAUGCCUUUAAAUUCGCAUUUGAGAGGAUAUUGUCUAAUACGGAGAAAGACCAGCAUGUAUCUUCUACGGCCUUUUUUAUUGCAUCUUGUGAAAGUGCUCGGAAUAUUGCUGAAUACCUCCAGCUCUAUCGCCAAAUUUCUAAGAAUUUAACCCUGGAAAACAUUGACUUUCUUAAAGAUGGGUAUUUCGAACUCGCAAUACAAAAACUUGUAGCAACCAACAUGGUUACUUGUAGUUUGGUUCCUGGCAGGCCGCCACAUAUCGAAAUGCACUCACUUGUGAGAGGUUGGAUCGGACAUAUCUAUAGCGAGCGAAUACAUAGUUACACGGCCUCAAAAAUAUGGCUUAUGGGAUUCCAUAUUUACGACAGCGUUACGACAGGCCGGGUUAAAGAAAGUCGAUUUGCAGGUCUUGUGGGUGAACUCGACAGCCUGGUUCAACAGAAUUCUGACACAUUACACGAAAGCUGGAAAGACAUGCCAGACAUAGUUUUCCCACUACUGUUGGUGUCGCAGAAGUACUUACUACAGCCAAUCGAUUAUGUGCCCGCCGGAAACCCGGAAACAUUGCGAUUUUCUAAGCUCUCAGAGGCCCUGCAGCCGGAAAUCAAUGCUGCUUGCCAUUCUACUCUCAAGGGCAUCGACUGGGGAAUUUUAUGGAGGGAGUUCAUCCAAUAUCUGGAAUAUAGCGCCCGCUUCAACUCUAGACUUGAACCUGUAGGGAUCGAAAGAACGCCAGUGGGGCUAGAGUUUUAUCCCAGUUCCGUGGGUAUAUCUAAUUAUGAAGGCAUCGGAGCAUUGAUAGAAUCCCUCUCGGACCUCCGGCCAUGGGCUGCUAUCGGUCAUACCAACCUUGUUCAGGGUAUCAAGAUGGCUAUUACGGCAGAAAUGGAACGCUCCAUAGAUAUUCUAGACCCCGAAGCAGUCAAUCAAGCAUGUGGAGCCAUCUCCGAGGGCUCCGACCCUGCCAUCCACGAGUGGAUGAAUACAUGGAUUCUUGAUGUCGAGGAAGUCCUUCGUCGCGCACUUAGGAAGGUAUUUACGAAAUGCCCCGGGACAAGCAAUGAGGAUAAAUACCUAGAGCACCCUUUUGUCAAUCCAGGUCCACAGGACCCCUUAAAACCUUUCUUUGCUGUCCUCUACCAGGCAGCGAAGGUAGGCGCUGGGGGGUUUGGUAGCCAAGGAAAAGAUAUACUUAACGACCGAUGUCCUGUCCUGGAGGAGCCGGUUCGAUUAGAGCAGCUAAGAGAUUACAUCGCGAAACUGGUGGUGAUUAGUGUCUCGAAGAGUUUUAUUGAAGCCGCCCAGAUCGGGUUCACGAGAGCGUUUGAACGAUUACGUUCUCCAUCUGCCGCUAAAAGAUUAGCAAAUGCAGUCUUUUCAAAUGCAAGGGUUACAUAUACAUUUCUCGUUUGGGGUUCUUUCAGCAACACCGACAACCUGGAUCUCAUAAAAAAACCGCCUCAUGAGAUUUGGGAUUCGGAUUUCACGCGGGCGGCGAAUAUUGUACGGUCACGUGUACUACGUGCGAUGAAAACUUUAUAUGGUGGCCAGGUCUCCAGCGCGGAUGCGAAGGACUCCAUAGUGCAGGCCGUCUAUGCGAUGCAUAUAUGUCGCACGAUAGUUUUACGCACCCUUGAUACCCGACCUCAACACCACUUGGACACUAUCGAGACGAAACUAUUACCACUACACCAUGCUGGAGACUAUCAUACAAAUAUUGUCUGCGCCCAUGGUUUUCAUAAACGCACGGAGGUACUAUAUCCUUACAAUAUCAUCAAAAUUUCAACAGAGAUUGCUCUGCUGAGCAUGCAAGAAGCACUAGUGUUAAUAAUCGAAGAGAUGAAGCGGGAAUUCCAGGAAGCCCUAGAAGAACUCGAAAGGUCACGCAAAAUGAUCAAAUACUAUGAAGAACAGUUGGAGCUGACCGAACGUGUGAAUUCCAUAAUGCCUGGUGUCGACGAGACCAAACUGCUACAACAAAUUGAAGAAGCAAAAGAAAAAGAAAGAGUAUGGACUACAAUUUUAUCUAUCGGGUCGUCAAUAUUCUGUCUAUUUAGACUUUUCUUUGUACAGGAGCACGCCGACAGCUGGGUCCAAGAUGAGAAGUUACUGUCGGAACUGAUUUCACUAGCGAUUUUUGUCACCAUCGACGGUAUGAUUAUCUUGUACUCAGUCCUAGAAGUCAACCCAUGUUAA